This is a messenger RNA of Ilex paraguariensis (yerba mate), 246 nucleotides long. NCBI's taxonomy places the organism in Eukaryota, Viridiplantae, Streptophyta, Magnoliopsida, Aquifoliales, Aquifoliaceae. The record is from the annotation of a GenBank genome assembly.
AUGCUCCAUCAGGCCUCCCAAAUUGUUAUUGCCAUGUUUCUUCCCUCAGCAUGCAUUGUGCGUGCAUGUGUAGUUUCUUAUGCUUACAUAUUACAUACUUCUAGAUGGACUCUUGAAGCCAUUGGUUCACUGGAACCAAGAUUAAGUGCACUAGAAGACGAUUUUGAGGAGGAAAAAGGAGAGGAUGACCAAAUAGAUGGAUUAGAAGAUGGGGGUCAUGAAAAGGUUCAUUUCUUCUGCUACUAG